Microstroma glucosiphilum is the source of this 2690-nucleotide messenger RNA. RefSeq names its product actin-like ATPase domain-containing protein. The record is from RefSeq and is a predicted model, not a curated record. The coding region runs from base 65 to 2452 and encodes 795 amino acids. Gene Ontology annotation, biological process: microtubule-based movement. NCBI's taxonomy places the organism in Eukaryota, Fungi, Basidiomycota, Exobasidiomycetes, Microstromatales, Microstromataceae. The transcript has a single exon.
CCCCUGUCUUUGCUCCUCGUCACUGUACCAUACCGUACCAUUGCCUGCCAGCCAGCCUGCGAGGAUGGCCAGCAGCGGUAGACUGGCCGCCAGCUCAUCCUCUGCAUCUUCACGGUCCACACUCGCUGUGCCAACCUCACGCUCGGACGCAGCGCCCAUCCGCCGACACUCCCUCUUCGGCACAGAAGAUCGAGUCGUACUCGACAUUGGCUCGCGAUGGUCAAAGGUGGGAUUCAGCGGUGAGGCACAGCCUAGAAGGAUAUUCAAGACGGUUGAAGCAGCUCGUAGGCCAGGGAUAGAUUUCGCGCCAGACUGCUACCCGCAAGGCUCGACUCUCACAGGCGAUGAAGUCGAUGAUGCUGCUACUGCUGAUGCCGCUCUCCAGCGACAGGACCUCCUCUGGGAUCUCGACAUCUCCCGCGGCACCAGCACCAGCAGUGUCCAAUCGCGCCGCCUUCUACUCAAGGCCAGACUCACAGUACUCCUCCGAAAAGUGUACAGCGAAUAUCUGCUCACAGACCCUGCGGCGCGCAAGGUCAUCCUGGUAGAAAACCCUCACAUGCCCACCUUGAUUCGCGAGACUAUAUACGAGGUCCUCUUCCUCAACCUUCGCGUUCAGAUGGUUGCACCCAUGAGUACAGCGCUCCUUUCCGUCUUUGCCACGGGCUGUCUGACCGGACUGGUAGUGGACGUGGGGGCAUUGGAGACGAGGAUAGUGCCGGUAUGUCAUGGACGGCCGUUGCUCACACACUUUGCUUCGACGACGAGGGGUGGACGAGGCUUGGAGAGGAGACUGAGAGCACUGCUACUGCGCUAUGGGCGACACGUCCUUCCCGUCAGCUCGGAUGGCAGUGAGACAAGCAUUGCAUCUCGCACGAGGAAGAUCAGACCUGCCUUGCUCACGCAGGAGAUGUUGCAAGAAAUCCUCGUCAAAUGCUGCUUCGUAGGGGAGCCUCUCUCGUAUAUAGCUAUCGCAGACAGGUCAGUCGAUACAUCACCGACCCGCACUCGGAACAGGCAGCAGCCGCAGGAGGGCCGACUGCCUGAUUGGCAGCUUCCUCAUACUGGCGAUUAUGAUACGAUCUCCCAGUCCACCUCUGCGUUAAGAGAGUACGAUGAAGCAAACGAUGCCAAGACGUUGAAAAGGUUGCGCACUACUUAUAUACGGCAGACCAGCGCCGGUCACAUGCUCGUCCCGCUCAAGCCUCCUAAACAAGCAUGGGGUAUCCUACCAACAAGGGCCGUCACCGUUCUCGGCGCUACGUCGUCGUCUCCUGCCAAUGCGAGCGAAGAUGCAACAUGGCCUCGCGAAGCCAGAGGCGAUCUCAUAAUUCCAGGAUGGCUGCGCGAGCACCUCCUGGACUUCUUCUGGGAGCAGAGCUCAGAAAAGGGCGGGAGCGACGAGGAAGACGAGAGUAUCGCAUCUCUGCUGCUGCACACGAUUGUGGGCUUGCCCAUCGAUCUACGUAGGGAGAUGAUCGGGAGCAUCUUGGUCAGCGGAGGAUAUGCCUCCUUUCCCGGUUUCCCGCACCGUGUCCGCCUGGAAUUGGAAAGCUUGCUUGAUGCAAUUGACAUUCCGGGCCUAGGCGGUCAGCACGAGGAACAACCUACGACGCCCGGCGUGAAGAUCUCGACAUCGCUCUCGAUCACGCGCACCGCAACUCGACAGCCCCACUCCAGUACUAGCCGCUGUACGCUUCCUUGGAGGGAUCAAGUUACCUUUUCGACGCUCAAACCACUUCGGGGCCACAUUGCAGUACUCAACGAUCAUCUCCCUUCGGGCUCCAUUGCCACGCCCCGUACCGCCACAGGCUCUGCUCACCCAACGUCUCCCAGCGGUCCCUCUGCUGGCUCGGGCACGGGUACGGGUACGAGAGGAGGUACAGCUCCCCUGCUCCCACCCCUCAUCUACCCAUGGUUCGGAGCCUCCCUCGCUGGAUCGCUCAAGCUCGCAUCGGUCGAGGCUGUUACGCGCGAGGAGUGGGAGACGGAGCAGAGGAGGAAGAGGAGGAGAGAGGCAAAAGGGGAGAGGGAGAGGGACAGGGCCAAAGGUCCGAGGAGUUCGCAGGAAGGAAAGGGAAAGAUACCGAUCCCAGUGCCGGUGUCGGUAGUUGAGCCAGCAGUUGCAGCAGCAGGAAGUACUCUCGCCCCUCCUUCCCGUCCAGGUUUCGGAGCCACUGGCGGGGUCAGCUCCAGCAGCUCCAGCUCCAGUAGCAGCAUCGGAGAAGGUGCCGGAGCUGGAGCUGCAGGUGCAUCAAGCAAGAGUCGCGGUCGAGGUUCCUUUAUGGGUGUAGUUAGUGGUCUGGAGACGGGGGCUUAUGGCGGGCUGAGUACGGUCAGUCGACAUUUGAACGUGGUAGGAGGACCGGGGGGACUGCGAUCGCCUCCGCUGGCUGGAGGAGGUGGUAGUGCGAGUGGCAGUGCGAGUGGACGGGACUCGCCCGUUGGGUGAGUGAGAGGGAGAGGUAGAAGGUACGACUUGAUGCAGUGCAGGAAACUGGGACGUACACACAGGGAGAAGUGUCGUGUAGUGAUGCAGAACGUACAGUCCAAGUACAAGUACAAGAGCCCCGCCACUCAAGCAAGGAAGGCGGGCAGGCAGGCAGGCAAGCGAUUGAGAAAUACAAGAUACCCCAUUCUUCUUUAACUUCCAUUCAGCCGAGUCUUUGUCCCCGAUCCUAUUCACUCAA